GGAGACAUGAGUGAGAAUGUAGAAUGAGUGAAUAUUUGAUCAUUUUUGAGAGCAGGAGGUUGAAGUUUUCAUCGUUUAUAAUAAAUCAUCAUGGCAGAUUAUUGGAAAUCUCAGCCGCGGAAGUUCUGUCAGUACUGCAAGUGUUGGAUCGCAGAUAAUAAACCCAGCGUUCAGUUUCACGAGCGAGGAAAGAAUCACAAGGAAAAUGUCGCGGCCAAAAUCGAGGAUAUUAAGAAAAAGAGCAUCGCCAAAGCCAAACAGGAUGAGAAGACGUCAAAGCAGUUUGCAGCGAUGGAAGAAGCUGCUCUGAAAGCUUACGAGGAGGAUCUGAAGAGACUCAACAAUCCGUCCGAUGAGAGUUUGCCUGCGUCAUCGGCUCCUGUUAAACCACAGACCAAAUCUAACAAACGUGAAGUUAAAGUGAAGGUGAAAGCGAAGAUGAAAGUGAGCAGGAAUAAACCAGCGGAUGUUUGGCUGGAGGGCAGAACACAUGAUGGUCAGAUAUAUUUUUACAACACCAUCACAGGAGAGUCUCAGUGGCAGAAACCGGGCGUGUUUCAGGGUGACAGUACAUCAGGUCAAACGCAGGGAUCAUCGGGAGGUGUGUGGAUAGAAGCCGUGAGUCCUGAAGGAUACACAUACUACUACAACACAGAGACGGGCGAAUCCAGCUGGGAGAAACCCGACGAGCUAAAGUUAAAGGACGGAUCACCUCAGGAGGAGACGCAGGGAGAAGCCGCUCCUCCUCAAGCCGAGUCUCUCUCCACAGCUGAAGAGAAGUCUGAACCUCCUCAAGAAACAACAGAAGAAGAAGCGGCUGAAAGCAAACAAACCAAAGUCCCAAAGAUCAACUUUAGGAAACGGAAGGCAGAGCAGAGCGAGACCUCGUCAGGGGAUGAUGGAGGACAGAAAGCGAGCGAUGAGGAGGUGAAAGAGGCUGACAGCUGUGUUCCUCAAACUCCUCCUGUAGUCCCGAACAAAGAGACUUCAGUAAAGAAAUCCAGACCAGUAAAUCCUUAUGGAGCCUGGGAGAAAAUCCAGCCACCGGACGACCCCUAUGAGCAUGUGGAUUUACAGCUGCCGCAUGCAGACACUGCGCCGGAUCUCCCGCCUGAACCCAAGUCCAGAUUUAAAGAGCGCACCAUCACAUCACUGGGAGAUGAGAGCAACGCUGGAGCCACGUUCAAGAAGAGAAAGACUGAGAACGGCAAAUCCAGAAGUCUCCGACCGAGAGAAGAUGAUGACUGAUGUCAU
Messenger RNA from Triplophysa rosa, 1254 nucleotides. RefSeq names its product WW domain binding protein 4 (gene wbp4). Gene Ontology annotation, molecular function: RNA binding; zinc ion binding; protein binding. Gene Ontology annotation, biological process: mRNA splicing, via spliceosome. Gene Ontology annotation, cellular component: precatalytic spliceosome; nucleus. Lineage: Eukaryota; Metazoa; Chordata; Actinopteri; Cypriniformes; Nemacheilidae. Bases 91 to 1248 code for a protein of 385 amino acids. The transcript is spliced from 10 exons. The record is from RefSeq and is a predicted model, not a curated record.